Molecule: messenger RNA, 1276 nt
Organism: Hevea brasiliensis (rubber tree)
Lineage: Eukaryota; Viridiplantae; Streptophyta; Magnoliopsida; Malpighiales; Euphorbiaceae
Product: protein TIC 20-I, chloroplastic-like
Exons: 3
Coding region: 303-1133 (276 amino acids)
Source: RefSeq, a predicted model, not a curated record
CAUAUUUGGAUUUACUUUACCCUUGUAUGUCCUCUUCUCUCAUCCCCAUCCAAACGAAACUGACAGAGACAUCGCAAUUUUGCUUUCAAACCCUAGACAGCCUUAAGCUGCCGCAACGCUUGAAGCCACCAUCUUCAUUGUCCUUAACGAUUGCCGCUCGCUUUCUCCCCAUCGUCGCCGUCACUAUCUUUUACCAUUUUGAAGCCAUGGCGAUCGCUGUUUAGAAUGAACGAGGAGCACUAAAUAGCUGUCCAUUUCUCUCCAUUGUCCAAAUCACCGUCACUGUGUGUGGGUACUUGAAAAUGAUUCUAAAUGGAUACACAAUGCCUCCUGUGGCUAGAUGUGCUUUUACAAACACCAGGGCAUGUAAACCCAUGCCUAGUAGCCUGAUAUCUGCUUGUGUUCCACCAUUGACUUCCAAGGCUGCAUUCUUAAACAUCAGGAGCUCAUGGCUGUCGGUUCCAGAUCUUGAUUCUAAAUCCUGGUCAUAUAGAGGUUCGCCAUUCUUGCACCUUUCUGCUGCAUCAACCCUGCUCUUAAGUGGGGAUCAAGGAGGAAUUUGGCACACAAUUCCCUCAUUACCGAGGAAGCGAAGAUCAUAUGUGUUCCCUCGAGCAUCCAAAGAUGUCCCAUACAGUUUUCGCUACCCUCCUAUGACCAAGAAGCCAAGAUGGUGGUGGAGGACUUUAGCAUGUCUCCCCUAUUUGAUGCCUCUUCAUGAGACAUGGAUGUAUGCUGAGACUGCAUAUCAUCUACAUCCCUUCCUUGAAGACUUUGAAUUUUUGACAUACCCAUUCCUUGGAGCGAUUGGCAGGUUGCCAAGCUGGUUCCUGAUGGCAUAUUUCUUUGUUGCAUAUCUUGGAAUUGUGAGAAGGAAGGAGUGGCCACACUUUUUCAGAUUUCAUGUGGUGAUGGGCAUGUUGUUGGAGAUUGCUCUUCAAGUGAUUGGGACUAUGAGCCGUUGGAUGCCACUUGCUUUCUACUGGGGUAAAUUAGGUAUGCAUUUUUGGACAGCGAUAGCAUUUGCUUACCUUUUUACGGUGUUGGAGUGCAUACGGUGUGCUCUUGCUGGUAUGUAUGCUGAUGUCCCUUUUGCCUGUGAUGCAGCAUACAUCCAAAUCCCUUACGAUUAGGUAGUAUAAGAACUUAAAUUAGUGUGGUCUUUCCAUUUUAUGGUUUUAUUGGACACUUUUUGAGCAGAAAUGUAUGGCUUAAUGCUAAAUACAUCUUGUGUAAAUGUUUCAUUUGGGUUACCUGAGUGCCAGGGAUUCACAUA